GAACGUCCAUCAUUUAUGAGCGAAUACAGCAUAGGAGUCCGAGUGUGGAUCGCGGAUAAGACUGAGGGGUGGAUUGGUGCUGAAGUCACAGCUCACAGCGGAGAUGAAAUAACAUUCAAAGAUGAGCGUGGUACUGAAAUCAUCAAGAAAUCAUCAGCCAAUGAUCUUCCUUUGCUGCGAAACCCGGUAUUGCUUGAAGGUACAGAUGAUCUCGUCAAUCUCUCAUAUCUUAAUGAGCCAGCUGUCCUUUAUUCUAUCAAGCGUCGCUAUGCUCAACACUCUAUCUAUACCUACUCUGGAAUAGUUCUUAUAGCAGUAAAUCCUUUCGCAAAACUCUCAAUUUAUGGCCCUGCAAUCAUGCAGGCUUACUCUACGCGCAGGCGCGGUGAGCUGGAACCUCACAUUUACGCAAUAGCGCAGGAUGCACACGCAUCUAUGACUAGAGAGAAUAAGAAUCAAACUAUGGUUGUCUCUGGUGAAUCCGGUGCUGGUAAAACUGUCUCUGCUAGGCAUAUUAUGCAAUACCUCGCUUUCUUAGGACAAGACGGUACAGGUAGUGCUUCUACAGGUACAGAUGCUAGCAUUCUUGCUACCAAUCCAGUCAUGGAAGCGUUCGGUAAUGCUAAAACCAUACGGAAUAACAACUCUAGUAGAUUCGGUAGAUAUCUCAAGAUUCUUUUCGAUAAACAAUGUAAUAUCAUCGGUGCCCAAACUAGUAUAUACCUCUUAGAAAGAUCUAGACUUAUCUUUCAACCGGAAGGUGAAAGAAAUUACCAUAUUUUCCAUCAACUCUGCGCUGGUGUUCCUCCAAAAGAGAGAGCUGAAUUGCAUUUGGGGUCAAGCAACGACUUCCAUUACCUCAAUCAAGGUGGUUCAGCUUCCAUUCCUGGUAUCGACGAUGGCGCUGAGUUUGAAGUUACCCAAAAAGCCUUAUCUACUUUAGGUAUAGGAGUCGAAAAACAAUGGAACAUUUUUAAGCUUUUGGCUUCUCUUUUACACCUUGGUAAUGUAAAAAUUGGUCAAACUAGAAAUGAUGCUGUUCUUAAUGAAGAUGAUGAAGCUUUUAAGAUCGCAACUGAAUUUUUGGGUAUUAAUCCAUCCGAUUUCAAAAAGUGGACAGUUAAGAAACAAAUCACUACACGUGGAGAAUCAAUCGUCAGCUCAUUGAAUGCUGCACAAGCUAGUGUUGUAAGAGAUUCGGUUGCUAAGUACAUUUACGCAUGCCUUUUCGAUUGGCUUGUUGCUGUACUAAAUGAAGCUUUAUACAAGGAGAGUGAUGCUUCCAAAUUCAAUAGCUUCAUUGGUGUUUUGGAUAUUUAUGGUUUCGAACAUUUCAAGCGUAAUUCCUUUGAACAAUUCUGUAUCAAUUAUGCAAAUGAGAAGUUACAACAGGAGUUCAAUGCACAUGUCUUUAAAUUAGAGCAAGAUGAAUAUAUCAAAGAACAAAUUCGUUGGGAAUUCAUUUCUUUCUCAGAUAACAGACCAACUAUUGACAUGAUAGAAGGAAAGCUUGGUAUUCUCUCCCUUUUAGAUGAAGAAUCUAGGAUGCCAUCUGGAACUGAUCAGAAUUUCCUUGAGAAACUUCAUUCACAACUUGGAAAACCACAAUAUAAAGACAUAUAUAAAAAGCCAAGAUUUGGAAACACAGCUUUCACUGUUGCUCACUAUGCUCAUGAUGUUGCUUACGAAGCUGAAGGUUUCCUUGAGAAAAAUCGUGACACUGUUCCUGAUGAGCAUCUUCAACUUCUAGGUAGCUCAUCAAACUCCUUCUUGCGCGAAGUUAUCGAAAUUGCGGUAGCUUCAAAUGCAGCUGCUACACCCGCUUCAUCUACAGCCUCAAAUAAUGUUGGAGUUGGUCGCCGUCAAAACCUAAAGAAACCAACACUUGGAUCAAUCUUCAAGGGCUCUUUGAUAUCUCUUAUGGAUACCAUAAAUGACACUAACGCACAUUAUAUACGUUGUAUUAAGCCAAACGAGCAAAAGAAAGCCUGGGAUAUUGAUUCACAACAGGUUCUUUCACAACUUCGUGCAUGUGGUGUCCUUGAAACCAUUAAGAUUUCUAGCGCAGGUUAUCCAACUAGAUGGUCAUUUGCGGAAUUCACUGAUCGUUAUUACCCACUCGUUGGAUCAGAACAUUGGUUAGGCGAUAUGAAAGAACUCUGUCUUCAAAUUUUGCAAGUCAACAUAUCAGAUGAAGAUAAAUAUCAAAUUGGUCUUUCCAAGAUUUUCUUCAGAGCUGGAAUGUUAGCUUACCUUGAAAAAUUACGUGCUGACCGUCUCAACACUUUGGUCACCUUGAUACAAAAGAAUAUUUUAAGAUAUUUGCACGUUAAGCACUACAAAAAGCUUCGUGAAGCUACAGUAUCUAUUCAAACCUGGUGGAGAAAGAUAUUAGCAAUUAGAUACGUCGAAAACCUCCGUCGUGAUACCAUUAUUUUCAGAUUACAAAGCGCUGGUCGUAGGAAAUUGGCGGUUGCAAAAUUCCAAAAUAUCCGUAGAAGUGUCAUCAUGACACAAGCGCAAAUUCGUGGUAUGCAAGCAAGAGUUGGUUUCGCGGACUUUAAAUAUAGAUCAUCUGCUCUCAAUUUGCAACGUAUCGCACGAGGAGUGCUUGCACGUCGUCAACACGAAACAUCAUUGCGUGGUGUAAUUCACUUGCAAGCAUGUUAUAGACGUAGAUUAGCACGCAAGGAAUUCAAGCAACUCAAGAGUGAAGCUCGAUCGGUUGCUCAUAUUCAAGAAGUCUCAUACAAACUUGAGAACAAAGUUGUUGAGCUCACUCAAAAUCUUCAAAAGACUCGUGAAGAAAAGAAAGAACUCACUCGUCGCUGUAACCAACUUGAAAAACAAAUGGGUAAUAUGCAAACUCGUCAUGACGAUGCAGAUCAAAGGAUGAAGGAAAUGAUGGUUGAGUUAGCUAAACCAACAGUUGCACUUACAGACUUUAAUGAGCUUGAGGCUUUGAAACGUGAUCUUCAAACCCAAGUAUCAACACUUAAGAUUGAUAUUCAAGAGCGUGAUAAACAAAUCCAACAGCAUAAGGAUGAGUUAGGUACACAAGCUCAAGAAAUUGAGAGUAAGAGCGCCCAAGCAGCUGAGGCUUCAGCACGAGCAGCAGAUGAGACUCUUGUGAAUCAACUUAAAGCAGAGAUUGGUAGCCUUAAAGAUCAACUUCAUCGUGCAAAUACACUCAAUGCUCUCGAACAUGGUUCUACUAAAGCUAAGCAAAUUACAGCACCAACUUUCUCCAUGCACCUUGGUAAAUCUAAUGAGAACGUUGCUGCGCUUGUCAAUGGUGCUGGCAGCCCUGUUGAAGGCGAUGCCUCUGAUGCUCUCGAGGCUUUGGGAUUACCUCCAAACAAACGUCGUCAACGAAGACAUUCUGCAAAUGGUGCAUUCUUGGAGCAAAACGGUUUGGGACGUGAUACAUCUGAUGAAGCCUUCGCUGCUGGUAAACGUAGUGAAGCUGCACCACGUGCCGUAUCUCUUGCUUACCCAACCACCGAUAAUGCUAGCAAAUUAAGGGGAUUAAAUGGACGUGCGUACUUCCCAGAAGUCCUUGAUGAUCCAUCCGAGGAAAUGAUUAAGCUACUUGAAGACGAACAGAGCAUUGACGAUGAUAUUUUAACAACAAUGAUUCACGAGCUUAAAGCACCACCACCAAGCUUGCAAAAUCCACCUUCCGCUAAAGAGGUUCUUUUCCCAGCUCAUAUUAUGUCCCUUGUCACGAACGAAAUGUGGAAAUAUUGCCUAAUUAUGGAAAGUGAAAGAUUAUUGGCAAACGUAAUGCAAACGAUUCAACAACACGUCAUGAGCUUCCAAGGAGAAGACGCCAUUGUUCCAGGACUCUUUUGGUUGUCUAACGUGCAUGAAGUCUGGUCAUUUGUAUGUGUAACUGAAGAUGAUAUGCUCCAAGGUAUCGUACCAGGUGGUGACGACCCAGAUCGUCCACUUGACUGGCCAGCUUAUGAACAACUCAUCACUGUUGUCAAGCAUGACCUUGAAAGUUUGGAAUACAACAUCUACUUUGCAUUCAUGGAAGAAACUAAGAAGAAGUUGCGCAAGAUGAUUGUCCCAGCCCUCAUUGAAUCACAAUCAUUACCUGGUUUCAUUACAUCUGACACUGGUGGUAGACUCUUCAAUAGAUUAUUGCAAGGCAAUUCACAACCAGCUUAUAAUAUGGAUGAUAUUCUCAACUUACUUAAUAAGGUAUGGAAGUGCCUUAAAUCUUAUCGUCUCGAUGAGCCAGUUGUUCUUCAAGUGAUGACCGAAUUGUUGCGUUUGAUUGGUAAUGUCGGUUUCAACGAUUUACUGAUGAGACGCAACUUCAACUCUUGGAAGCGUGCCAUGCAAAUUCAAUACAACUUGACAAGAUUGGAAGAAUGGUGCAAGAGCCAUGAUUUGCCUGAGGGAUGCUUACAUUUGGAAUAUAUGAUGCAAGCGACUAAGCUACUUCAAUUGAAGAAGGCAACUACUCAAGAUAUGGAAAUUAUAUUUGAUGUUUGCUGGAUCCUUUCACCAUCACAACUUCAUAAGCUCAUCACUGGCUAUAUGAUUGCUGACUAUGAAAGCCCUCUGUCGCCGCACGUUUUGCAAACAGUAAGUGCAAGACUUUCAAGCGACAGAAAUGAUCAUUUGUUACUCGCUGAAGAAGAAGGUUCGAACUUUGAGUUACCACAACCUAGACAAGUUAUUGGCUUAGAUCUCUAUAUUCCUGGAACAGUGAGCGUACCACAUUUGCGCCGUAUUGCUGGUCUAGCCGCCUAGAGGGACUUAAAAGAUUCAUCCCAUUUUAAUUUCUGAUGAUAUGUGUAUAUGCAAGAGGAUUUGUGUUUAAAAUACUAAUGAAUUUC
Messenger RNA from Wallemia mellicola CBS 633.66, 4853 nucleotides. Its product is annotated as myosin 5. Gene Ontology annotation, biological process: actin filament organization; vesicle transport along actin filament. NCBI's taxonomy places the organism in Eukaryota, Fungi, Basidiomycota, Wallemiomycetes, Wallemiales, Wallemiaceae. The record is from RefSeq and is a predicted model, not a curated record. Gene Ontology annotation, cellular component: actin cytoskeleton; vesicle; myosin complex. Bases 16 to 4767 code for a protein of 1583 amino acids. Gene Ontology annotation, molecular function: ATP binding; actin filament binding; microfilament motor activity. The transcript is spliced from 7 exons.